AUGACGACGAGUACGGCUCGUCUUCAUUACCUCUCCUUCAGGCAGUCGCACGAUUACCGAGGGGGGUGUUCAAAAGUGAUGAUGAAUAAAAGACCUCCUCUCGCGUCCUCGUCCGGUCGUCGUAAACUUCGUUAUUCAUCAUCAAACGGUUGCUCUUGUUCGGCGGCUUCGUCGAAUGUGGAAUUCGAUUACGUUUCCACUUCGAACGAGAACACCAUAAACACCACGAACGAUUUCACGCCGUCUCGAGGCAACGCCAUCGUCGUUGGCGCGGGGCCCGCGGGUGCUUUAACCGCGAUGAGUCUCGCCCGAGCUGGCUUUCAAGUGGACGUGUUCGAACGAAGAGGACCGAGUUCUCGUUUGCCUUCACAAGGGUUGGUGAAUACCGGCGUGGCGUCCUCGAGGACGUAUAACAUCGUUCUGAACCAAAGAGGCGUGGCGGCGCUGAGAAUGCACGGCGUGGACGUGGAUUCGUUUGGCGUGAAGUUAGCCGGGAGCGUGAGACACGAGCAGAAAGGAUUUAAACGACCGCUGAGGAAUCCGUUCUUUUUGUUCAACUUGAAGAAACGGACGAAGAUUGGGAACGUGACGAGUCGGUCGACGAACGCGUUCAGUGGGUCGAUUUCGAUUAACCGAAGCGUGUUAGCCGCGGAGAUUCAAAAAGCCGCCAUUGAACGAUAUCCGACGCAGAUUACGUUUCAUUACAACAAACAAAUUUUAGACGUACCGGGAGGGACUUCGAUUGAUUUGAAGAGCAAGAAAGUUGUUUUUGAACGUUUCGAAGGCGAAGACACGUGUCCGUUUUUGAGCGAAGACGAGGAUCCGAACGAGACGCGACGGUACGAUUUAUUAGUCGGCGCGGAUGGCGUGAACUCGGAAGUUCGCAGAGCGAUGGAGAUUUUCCACGACCAAACGUUUACGGUGAAGAAACACGUGGACGGCAUGCAAUAUAAAUCAGUCACGUUGCCGGUCAUCGGCGGAUGGAUUGGCGAAGAAGCGGCGGAGAAGUGGAAGAAAUCGUUCCACACUUGGCCGAGAGGUUUGAACUCGUUGUUAGCGCCGCCGAAUCCGGAUGGUACGUUGAGUGGUGUUGUCAUUUUGCCAUCGCUAGCAAUUAGUAAGAACGCGAAAUGGAGUUGGGAUAACAUCACGGCGCCGCAAGAAGUGCAGAAAAUGUUUACCGAACUCUUCCCGAACGCGUUUGGUGGCAUGUUGCCGCCGCAGAUUUCCACGUCCUUGGCGAAUCAGAAACCGGCAAACGGCGGAACGACUCUUUUUUGUAGCCACUUAGCGAUGCCUGAAUCAAACGUUGUUUUAGUUGGAGACGCAGGCCACGCGGUUUGGCCGUCUUUAGGACAAGGCGCGAACGUGGCUUUAGAGUCCGCGGCGUGUUUAGGCAUCGCUUUGGAAGAGAUCGAAGACACGAAAGAAGCCAUCGAGACGUUUGAUAAGUUGCGAAAACCGCAAACGGACGCGUGUGGAAGACUCUCCAUGGCUGGGUUUGGCGGGACGACAAAUAGAACUGCGGCGUCGUUUUGGUUUGUGUUACGCGUAUCGACGUUGAUGAUUUUAAGUAAACUCAUUCCGGCGUCGAAAGUGCCGAUCAUCGGGUUCGCGCCGCCGGCGAUUUUUAAUUUAGGUAGUCCUGAUUACACGUACGACGAGAUCGAACGGACCAUGCGCAUCGAAGGUUUGCGCUUAUCAUUCAUGGUGGUUUCGUUUUUUGUUUUGUUAGGUUUAAGCUUUUAUUACGGAGGGAUGCAACCGUUAGUGAAGAAAAGCUUAGCGUGGUUCUUGAGUGGACGUUUCUUUGGCGGAGGCGCGUAA
This is a messenger RNA of Bathycoccus prasinos, 1827 nucleotides long. RefSeq lists its product with no specific name. Lineage: Eukaryota; Viridiplantae; Chlorophyta; Mamiellophyceae; Mamiellales; Bathycoccaceae. Bases 1 to 1827 code for a protein of 608 amino acids. The record is from RefSeq and is a predicted model, not a curated record. The transcript has a single exon. Gene Ontology annotation, molecular function: FAD binding; kynurenine 3-monooxygenase activity; NAD(P)H oxidase H2O2-forming activity. Gene Ontology annotation, biological process: NAD+ metabolic process.